Molecule: messenger RNA, 1569 nt
Organism: Papaver somniferum (opium poppy)
Lineage: Eukaryota; Viridiplantae; Streptophyta; Magnoliopsida; Ranunculales; Papaveraceae
Product: ent-kaurene oxidase, chloroplastic-like
Exons: 7
Coding region: 1-1569 (522 amino acids)
Biological process (GO): gibberellin biosynthetic process
Cellular component (GO): chloroplast outer membrane; endoplasmic reticulum
Molecular function (GO): ent-kaurene oxidase activity; heme binding; iron ion binding
Source: RefSeq, a predicted model, not a curated record
AUGGGGUUGUUCAUGGAAUCUUUUAAUAAAUCUAAUCAGCCAAAACAUUUUCUUGUUAUACCUCUAGUCAUCACCUUAGUUAUAGGUUUUGUUUCUAUGAUCACCAUCCGAAAAUUCUAUCUCACUAAACGGACAACCGUAAACACAAACUUGCAGACAAGAACUUACUCAUCUCCUCCUGUUGUUCCAGGAUUGCCGUUAAUAGGAAAUCUACUGCAGCUAAAAGAUAAGAUACUCCAGCAUGUUUUUGCAAACUGGGCAGAAAUCCACGGACCCAUUUACUCCAUCAAAGCAGGAGCUACUACUAUUGUGGUCCUCAAUAGCACUGAUGUCGCCAAAGAGGCAAUGGUGACUAAAUUCUCGUCCAUUUCAAAGCAAAAGCAUACGUACGCGAUGAAAAUACUUACACCUAACAGUAUCACAACAAGCGACUCCAAUGAAUAUCAUAAGAUGGCAAGACGACAUUUAGUCACACACAUGUUGGGAUCCAGUGCUCAGAGACGACAUCGUGCACACAGGGACAUCGUGAUAGAUAAUGUAGUGCAUCGCUUACACGCCCAUGCAAAUGAAAAUCCUCUUGAUCAAUUACCUGUAAACUUCAAGCGGAUACUCCAAACUGAAAUGUUUGGUCUAUCUUUGAAACAAGCAUUUGGAAAGGAUAUAGAGUCUUCGAAAUACAUUGAGGGGCUUGGGGAAACUUUGUCAAGAGAUGAGAUUCAUAGAGUUUUAGUGUUGGAUCCUCUGUCGGGAGCAGCUGAGAUGGAUUGGGGAGACUUUUUACCGUAUAUGAGAUGGGUUCCUAGUAAUAGUUUUAAAAUGCACAUAGGACGGAUUGAGACGCGCAGGCUAGAAGUGAUGAAAACUCUUAUUGAGGAGCAGCUGAUAAGGAUUUCUUCUGGAGAGGGAAUAAACUGUUUUCUGGAUCGGUUGCUGUCCGAAGGGAAAACUCUUACAAAGACACAACUGACUAAGUUGGUCUGGGAGACACUGGUGGGUUCCGAAACAACUGUAGCCACUGUGGAAUGGGCCCUGUAUGAACUUGCAAAAAAUCUAAAACAUCAAGAUCGCCUCUACCUUGAACUUCAGAAGGCAUGCGGAAACAACAAAUUUACAGAGGAGCAAUAUUCAGAGGUUACAUACUUAAGCGCCGUUUUUCAUGAAACACUGAGAAGGUAUCCCCCAUUUCCAUUAGUCCUUCCUCUGAGAUAUGUACAUGAAGAUACUCAACUAGGAGGGUAUGACAUUCUUGCUGGUUCUCAGAUUGCCCUCAACAUCUACGGUUGCAAUAUGGAUAAGAAACAAUGGGAUUCACCGGAAGAAUGGAACCCCGAGAGAUUUCUAGAUAUUAAGUAUGAUCCGAUGGAUAUUUACAAGACUAUGUCAUUUGGAGGAGGAAAGAGAGUUUGUCCAGGAUCUUCGCAAGGACUUUCGAUUGCUUGCACUGCGAUUGCUAGAUGUAUUCAAGAAUUUAAGUGGAGUUUAAAACCAGGAAGACGGGAAGAAGAUAUAAACCACACUACUCAAAAGCUCAAUCCUUUGGUGACAACCUUAACUCCAAGAGAUUAUUAA